Adelges cooleyi (spruce gall adelgid) is the source of this 1775-nucleotide messenger RNA. Its product is annotated as tRNA (guanine(10)-N2)-methyltransferase homolog. Gene Ontology annotation, molecular function: nucleic acid binding. Lineage: Eukaryota; Metazoa; Arthropoda; Insecta; Hemiptera; Adelgidae. Gene Ontology annotation, biological process: methylation. Gene Ontology annotation, cellular component: cytoplasm. The record is from RefSeq and is a predicted model, not a curated record. Bases 174 to 1571 code for a protein of 465 amino acids. The transcript has 10 exons.
AUUUCAUUAAGAACGUAUUUUUGUUGGUUCUUCUAAUUUUUCAUCACCUUUAAUGAUAUACUUAAAAAUGCCAUAAAGGAAAACGAUUUUUAAUAAGCUACCCAUAUAUAUGUUGCUUAUUGUUAGUGUUUAAUCGUCUUUAUUUAUGUCGGUUACGUUUACUUAAAUUUAUUAUGAAACACUGUCAGUAUUUACUUUGGUUUGCUCACGAGCAUGUGCCUUUUCGAUUACUUGAAAUCGAAUCGAUUGCAUCCGUUCUCAAGAUACCUAUCAAAUGGCUCGAACCGCCAUCUGAUAAACCAUGGUACCUUGUCGAGUUACCUUCAGACAAAGAAGUGCAAAUGAUUUCAGAACGUUCGGUAACUAUGCGACGUGCAAUUCACGUAUGGGCAGAUGAAUUGACCGUGCCGAAUCUUCAUGAAUCAUUAAAACAAAAGUGUUUGAAAGGUAUACUGGAACCGUACCAACUGCAAUCAUUCAAAGUAGACGUGGAUUUAUUUUGUAACUCUCAAACACAACAAGAAAAACUUAAACGAAUAGAGUCUUUUAGUUAUAUGCCUUUUGGAGGACCCGUGAAUCUUAGUAAUCCAGACGUAACAUUUCAAUUUAUUGAAUAUUAUGGUUUGGAUGCGAAUAUAGUGCCUGAACAACCUUUACGUACAUUUUUCGGCCGUGUUGUAGCAGAAAGUGGUCGUACUUUAAUACAUAAGUUGUCAUUGAAAAAACGAAAAUUUAUCGGCAACACUAGCAUGGACCCACAGCUUUCUUUGUUGAUGGCGAACCUAGGAAAAGUUUCUGAUGGGGAUCUAGUACUAGAUCCCUUUGUUGGCAGCGGUUCCCUAUUGGUAGCUGCCGCAACUUUUGGGGGGUAUGUACUUGGAACUGACAUAGAUUUUUUAAUGUUACAUGGACGAACGAGGCCUACCAGAAAGCAAACUAGACAUAUAGCUCGACAGGACGAAAGUGUUAGAGCGAAUAUGGAACAAUAUUCUUGUGCUGAUAAAUACAUUGAUGUGAUUGUAGCCGAUUCGUCUUUACCAUGUUGGCGUGACAAUUUAGAAUUCGAUUGCAUCAUAACUGACCCUCCAUAUGGUAUAAGAGAACCAACCAUAAGAAUAGGUGCAAAAGAUAACUUGCCGGUUUUAAAAAAAGAAGGAACUCCAGUACAUUUCCCGUCUAAAGUAGAAUAUGGCUUGAAUGAGAUCAUAAAAGAUCUUAUGUGCUUUUCGUCUCGUAAAUUGAAACUUAACGGCAGGUUGCUAUUUUGGUUACCGGUUUUCCGAGAGGAGUACGAGGAUGUACAAAUGCCCAAGCAUAGCUGUUUUAAAUCAAUUGGCAACUGUGAACAAGUACUGACAACAUUCACAGCAAGAAGAUUGUUAGUUUAUGAAAAAAUUAAAAGUCCCGAAGAGACUGACGAGUGUAGAUGUACAAUACCUACAGCAAGUACUUUCAGAGAGAAAUACUUUACGCACGGAAAUGAAAAUCGUUUGACUAGAAAACAAAAGAAAGAGCAAGCUGCCAAGAAUAAAGACAUUUGGUUUGCUAAACUAAAGGAAAUGGAAGUGUAAUAGUAAUAUAUCCUUACUACGAUCAUCUACAUCAACCGGAUCAGCAUUACGAAUAUCGGAAUUUGCACACACAAAACGCGCUACAUUUUCGGCAUUACACAUCAAAUGGAUUCCACAAUCGUAACUAUUUUGCUGUUGUCUGGUCGGCAGUGGCGUAAUGAUGUCCACAAUGUCUUUAAAAUAAAAUUUCAAUUUUAACGCUAA